UUUAUAAAUCUUUCGAUUCAAUGUUAAUUAACUUUAACUUCCGAUCAUUGUCCAACACUUUUGUGGUCGCCUAAAAACGGACUAUAGUUUUCUACGAAUGUAAAAGGUUGUACAAAUCAGGGCUAUUUUAAAGGAAACACUGUGCCGCAUAUACAAAUUUAUACAAUUCGGUGCUAAUAUUUUUAUAAACAAAAACUAAAACAGUGAAGAGGACAUAUACAUAUAAAAAAAACCGCAUACAAAAUACACACAAUAAUAAAAAGUGAUUCGUCAAGGCCACUCGUUCGAACGAAUUGUAUACCCGCUAAUUGAAUUAAGCCAAGCAUUACUUCAGAUUUUCAUACACAUAACCACUGCCGUUUCCGGAAUAAAAUUGACAAAAAAAAAAAAUGGAGCCACAUCUUCUACAGCAACUCAUCAACGCAGCUGAGAAGGCAGCCAAUAUUGCGCGUGUCUGCCGUUCCAAUGAAGCUCUGCUUAAGUUGUUGGUGCAGGAAAAAACUGGACCGGAUGCGAAUGCCCGCUUUGAACACGAUUUUAAAACCCUCGCUGAUGUGCUAAUUCAAGAAACUAUCAAACACGAUAUUUGUGAGUUGUUUCCUGCCAUGCGGGAAGGCAUUAAAGGUGAAGAGUCGCCAAACUUCACCAAUGUAGAGGGAGAGUCAGUGACUAUUGUAGUGGGCGAAACGGCAGAGGAAACAGCGCAGUGUCUGGCAGCGAUACUAAAUGCUGAAGCAGCGGAAAUACUUGCUAGUGAAGUACAUCGCGAUGUAGCAUACGAAGAAGAGGUUCUUGGCGAAAUACCAGCACUGCCAGCAGACCUAGAUUAUAGCAAUUUGGGUAUUUGGAUAGAUCCAAUUGAUGGCACUGCUGAGUAUAUUUCAGGGGAUACCAUUUUCACAGACUUCCCAGGUAUAACUUCAACCGGCUUAGACUGUGUAACCGUGCUGGUUGGCGUGUACGAUCGCACGACUGGUGAGCCUGUUAUAGGAGUUGUAUCGCAGCCCUUCCAUAAUAAAUUAGACGAAAAUGUAUAUCGUUCGCUAGUGUUUUGGGGUAUUUGUUUACCGGAAUUGCAUGCGAACAAUUGUCAAUUUGAGCGACCAACGCGUGACAAUCGGUUAGGCAUAUUCUCCAGCUCUGAGAAUGGUGAUAUUCUUCAACGCAUCAUGGAUUUAGGCUAUGAGUUCGCAUUUGCCGCUGGCGCUGGUCAUAAAGCAGUAAAAGUGAUCACCUGGGAAGUAGAUUUGUAUUUGCUGAGUAAGGGUUCCACAUUCAAAUGGGACACUUGCGCACCACAAGCUAUAUUGCGAUCUUUAGGCGGUAAUAUUUUUAGUUAUCGCGCAAGCAUCAACGAAUGCAAACCAAUAGCAUUAAGCUAUCUGGAGGAGGGCGAGGAAAUUGAAAACCUUAAAUGCAAUAAAGAUGGUUUGAUUGCCGUGCGUGAUGUUAGCUUAAUCGACGAAUUGUUGGCAAAAUUUAAGUAAUAAGGGGAAGAGUUUAAAAUAUAUUAAAUACAUACAUACAUAUAUGUAUGAGGUUAACAAGAUUUUGAAGGAGGUAAGGAGAAGCUAAAAUUCUCAAAUACGUUAUCAUGUUUUAAUUCACUUUCGCCUUGUACUCCAAUAUAAAUGCAUUUCGGUAAGACUAUUUUGUAAUUAGUUUUAAAAUUUUCUAGUACAUACAACCUAUGUACUCUGUGGCGUCGUAUAUGGAGGUUAUGUUAAACAUUACGAUUUAAGUAAUAAGUGCAAUCUUAAACAUGAAUUUUAGCUGCUUAAUGUGAGGUGGUUGUUAUCGAGCUUGCUUGUGUUUAUUUUUUGUAAGCUGUUAGACUAUAACAUACAUAGUUCAGUAUGUUUAUUUAACCAACUUUUUAAUGAAGUAUGCAUGUAUCUAUUAUGGCUGAUGUUCAAGAGUUUUUGAACAGUAAAUAUACUACCCUGACCACUUUUAGUGCAUACAUGCCACACUUUAAGUUCAGAAAUAUUUCAAAAAGCAUGGGUGGUAUAUACUUAGCAAAUAUUAAAUUCAUAGCAGACAAUUGAAAGUAUUUGUAUCUUCCAACGUGGAACCACGAUUCUUCCACUUUUAAUUGAUCUUAGAAAAGUACUCGAAUAUCAAUAUUUUUAGCAAUUAAGCACUUUGCCCACAAUAGCCCAA
This is a messenger RNA of Rhagoletis pomonella (apple maggot), 2163 nucleotides long. It is a transcript of the gene Ipp, whose product is annotated as inositol polyphosphate 1-phosphatase. The transcript has 4 exons. Lineage: Eukaryota; Metazoa; Arthropoda; Insecta; Diptera; Tephritidae. The coding region runs from base 390 to 1487 and encodes 365 amino acids. Gene Ontology annotation, biological process: phosphatidylinositol phosphate biosynthetic process. The record is from RefSeq and is a predicted model, not a curated record. Gene Ontology annotation, molecular function: inositol-1,4-bisphosphate 1-phosphatase activity.